Drosophila mauritiana is the source of this 905-nucleotide messenger RNA. RefSeq lists its product as uncharacterized. The coding region runs from base 80 to 463 and encodes 127 amino acids. NCBI's taxonomy places the organism in Eukaryota, Metazoa, Arthropoda, Insecta, Diptera, Drosophilidae. The transcript is spliced from 2 exons. The record is from RefSeq and is a predicted model, not a curated record.
UUGUGCUCAGUCGAAUUUUGUUCUCGGACCAUUAAACAUUACCCAUUCAGCAUUCAGCAUUCACCAUUCAACAUUCAACAUGGAAGGCCAACGCGUGGCAGUCGUCGCAUUUGCUGUUUUGCUCGCCGGAUUGUGCGUGCUAUCCGGUCUGAAUGCGGCACCCGUGGAAUGCAAUAUUGGCGGUGGCAUCCAGAUCUCUGACGAUGGCUACCAGAGCCAGACGCAAACCGGUCCCGGCUGCCAGACCCAGACCUCCGAGGAUGGAACCCAGAGCCAGAGCCAGAGUCAGUCGGGCAAUGGCUACCAAUCGCAGACGCAGUGCAGCGGCUCAUCCUGUGGUCAGUUCAACACCUUCCCGCCGCUAUUCACCAUUAAGCCGCUGGAGCCGUUGGCACCCAUCACCUGGCAGCCCUGGGGGCAAAUGAGGAACAACCAGGUGCAGCAGCAGAUCAAUCUUGGUUAAGUUUUUGAAAAAAAAAGUAUUCAGGUUGAUAAAGGUUUUGAAUUCCUAAUUAUUCAAAAAUUUCAAAAAAAUAAUUAUAUGUGCUAUUGAAAAUUAAUUGAUACAAUUAGCAAUAAGAUGCACGGCGAUUUAACAGCUUAUCAGCAAAAUUAAAAAUUUUAAUUAAAAAUUGUAUUUCAUUAGUAGCAAGAACUUAAAAUGCUGCAAUUUGUUGGGUUAAUCGCAAUCUUAACGCAACACAAAUACCUAAAAACAUAAAAGAGAUUUCUCCAAAAUCCAAAAGAUUUUGAUUCAAAUUGAUAUUGAUAAUAUUCAUAGAUAACAACAAUAGAAAACACACGCUCAAAAUGUUUUCGGCGUAAUAAAAAAGGAAAGCGAGCUUGAAUUUAGAUGCUCAGUCUGGCGCUUGUCUAGCUUGGCGAGAUCUCGCAAUCCAAAAUGA